AUGUCGGACGAGGCUAUUAACAAGUAUCUUAAGCACUCCCACAACAAGGUGUUUGAGUUCAACAAACAAUGGGCCGAGCAGAAGGCCAAGGAAGACCCGGAGUACUUCUCCAAGCUCUCGGCUGGCCAGAAACCAGAGUACCUUUGCAUUGGCUGCAGUGACUCGCGCGUACCCUUUGAACAGAUCUCGGGUUUCCAGCCCGGAGAAGCCUUCAUUCACCGCAACAUUGCCAACCUCGUCGUUGCUACGGAUCUUAACGCCAUGUCCGUCAUCAAUUACGCCGUUCGCCAUCUCGAAGUCAAGCACAUUAUCGUUUGCGGCCAUUACGGCUGCGGCGGCGUCAAGGCUGCUAUAAUGCCCAAGGACCUGGGCCUGCUCAACCCUUGGCUACGCAACAUCCGUGACGUUUACCGACUUUACGAGGACGAGCUCGAUCAAAUCACUGACGAGUCGAAGCGUUACAAUCGCCUCGUCGAGCUCUCUGUACUCGAGCAGUGCCGCAACGUUAUCAAAACGGCCGCCGUCCAGCAGUCCUUCGCUGAAAAGAAAUUCCCCAUUGUUCACGGCUGGGUCUUUGACUUCGAGACGGGCCUUAUCAAGGACCUCGAGAUUGACUUUGAGGGUGUCUUGCAUAGCAUCCAGAAGAUUUAUAACCUCGUUGAUUGA
Messenger RNA from Colletotrichum truncatum, 666 nucleotides. Its product is annotated as Carbonic anhydrase 1. Gene Ontology annotation, biological process: cellular response to carbon dioxide; cellular response to oxidative stress. Lineage: Eukaryota; Fungi; Ascomycota; Sordariomycetes; Glomerellales; Glomerellaceae. The record is from RefSeq and is a predicted model, not a curated record. Gene Ontology annotation, cellular component: cytoplasm. Gene Ontology annotation, molecular function: zinc ion binding; carbonate dehydratase activity.